AUGUCUCGUUCGUCACGCGUAGAAUCUUUGGAAGAGACAAGCUUCUCGAGCUCAAUCGAGAGGUCUGUGGAUGCAGCAGAUGCGACAUUACACCAUCUGGCCUCAGCUAAGGAAACGUUUGGUGACUUGGAGGCUGCUUAUAGGACCUUCAAGCACGAGCUGGAAAUAGUGAAAACUGAGCAUGCUUCACAGGUGAGAAGUUUAAGUAUGUAAUUAAUUUGAUUGCUUUGUUCAGUGAUAUAAAAUUUAAAAUACCACAGAACAGAAUUGCGCAGGAAAAUAUGUUAUGUUUUCAGCGGAGAUGGAUUUUGACUGCUAUUUUGUUCUAAAGAUGUCCUGGAAGACAUUUAUAAUCCAAACUUCGGGUUUAAUUUCAAGAAGUUGUCAUUAAGCGGCUUUGAUACUCAAGAAAGAAAAAUUUUCCAACCUAGUGCUAAGUACUAUGCUACAAUAUAGUUUUAAGUUCGAUAGAUGGUCUCAAUGGCUAAACUGAGACCGUCUGCCCAGAGGACUUGAAAUUCUUUCUAUAUAAAUACCGCCAAAGGAUGCCGAAAAACCAACACUAAAAAGUCGAGAGGUCACUUAUCACCGACUUAAGUUUGAGAAGAAGCUCCUAGAAUUUUCCCUGCAUCCUAGCUCAGUUGGUUAUGCCCAACUAGAAUCUGGGGGCAUGGGUCUGAAUCCCAUCGAAGUUUGAAUUUUUUUUUUAUCCAGGUUUCUUUUCUGCAAAAGCUAAAAUUCCAGCUCACCUUUUAGGAUUAUGGCUUUAUUUUUUAAAUAAAUUAUUUUAUCUCGUCCCGACAAUGUCAAAUCGUGAAAAAAAUGGUAAAACAAAGGCUUCGAUUUACGUAUGGCAAAAUUUACGCUUUCCUUAAAGAAUUGACCGCCGGCCUCCCCUGCUAUCAGUCUGAUAUACUCAUGUCUUGGUCUUUCUAUAUCACGAAAAGCAUGCGGUUUUGAGUUAUUUCUUGACUAACUGAUAAUUAUAAGAUAUCAAAGAAUGCUUAUUAGUCUGUCGCAUAAGUCGUGCUUGUCUCCACGGCAAAAGUUAAUAAGAAUUCUUCAAAAAAUAAAAUUUGUACCUUUAAGUUUUAUUUUUUCCGUGUUUUUCAGUAGGACGUACCCAAUUUCAGUUCGAGCGCGUAUAAUCUUUGUAAUGGCUGUUUUGUUUCCCGUAUUCAGUCGCCAAUAACAAAGUUUAAAAUUUUUUGAUAUGGUUGUUUUCACGUUUCGUGCUGGUAUAUCUUAGUCUUGCCUUCAACCGUCAGCAAGCUAAAGUACCCCUAGGUUUCUUUGUACAUUUUAUCUCAAAGGAAAUUUCUUAAAAUCACAAGUAAAGGCAAAACUUUUGAAUAAUUAUGCAAUACCGUCUAACUUGUAUUUAUGUUCUAAGAACCUUGUCCCCAGAGAGCAAGAAUCCACUCGAUUAAGGAAUUGAGCCUGUCCAUGGACAUCAAGCGAAUAUGAAUUUGCAUAGUAUUUAGUUUGUACACAAAGACGAGACGAUCUAAAAUGAGCAGUGCAGGAAUUAACUCAAGUCAAGUUCGAAAGCCUUAAAGUCAACUACCUUCACCUUCUUUUGUUUUCGAAAGAGUUAAAAUCGGUUUAACUUUACUUUAGCCACGUUCUAUUGUUAAUUCAAAAUUGGUGUGUUUAUUGUCGAAGAUUACUUACUCCAGACUUAAGUUAUACCAAAACAGACAAGAGAUUUUAAAUUGUGCGGAGAGACUAUAUCGCAAUUCAUUGACAGCUCGUGUGUAAGUGUAGGAAAUUGCAUGAACGCUACUACAUUUCGUAAUUUAAAGGCCAGAGUGAAUCUUAGAAAGCUUCUGUGGUUACAUGAUCCUUGGACGAAAGCAAUUUGAAAACCUUUGAAAACAUUACGUUUUACCAUAUAUCACGAACUGCAUGAGCAAUUCAUGCGAUUUGAAUUCAUUACAUUCUCCAAAGAAUAUCUACUUACCAAAGCAUCUUUACACGAUUUAGGUGCACGCUCCCCGAGAUACCUUCAACGGCCUUGAAAAUGUUUGUAAAAUAUGUUUUCUUUGGAUAACUCAUUUCCUGUAAGGUUUGUGCGUAACAAACCAAAACAAGAUGUCUCUCGAAUUUUCUUAAAAAUUAACAUUUUUCACUCAUCUCAACAAGUAUAAAUUACGAGAGUCCAAUACGGAAAUUCGAUAUUGCACUCUAUGAACUCUAUAAAAAUUCCUCAAUGACCAAUCAGGAACGACAUAAUUUGUUAAGAAUUUGUUAAUUAAGAAUGUAUCUCUGGACAGCAACUUUAUCAUCUCUAUAUUGAGCGACAACCAUUCUUACCGCCAACCCCCAGCGCAUGGCAACAGUGAAAAUAACUCAAGGACUUUGUUUAUCCGUCAUCGUCAUUUAGAGGACACCGGGAACACACUGGGAGGUUUUGAAUUCCACAAAUUAACAAGAAUAUUUAAAAACAUUGCAUCACCGCAUUUUGACGCACGAAACACCGACAAUGCAAUACUUCCAUACUCGUGCCCGAUUAACACACAGACACUGAAUACUCUCUUUACAAAGCCAUCCAUGUAUUACAUACUUGCACACCAUGUGGAAAAAGUCGAUUUACCGUUGUGUUGGUCAGUCUACGCUUACGCAGUGAUAUAUCGUUUUCAGUUCUUUUACCAAGUUCGCAACCCUUGUUUCCCAACUCCUCCUAAGCAUAUGAUGGACAUUUAGCCUCAAAGUAAUUUGAAUUAAAGUUUAGACAAGCACGACAAGGGUCAAUGAUUAUUGAAAGAGGGUCUCACUGAAUAAAAAAACCACAACGAAUAAAAUUAUUUUAUUACGUCGUAGACAGUAGCCUUAACAACACAAACAACGCACACCGCUGAAUUAAAGAUAAACGCAAGACCACUAUGCGGAAUUAUAUCAGCCGAAAUGCUGCGCAAAAAAUGAGGAGCACCACAUCACUGCAAGUUGUAGAGUGUCCCUCAAUCUUACCAAGCAGAUUGAGCAAAGGCGUCGAAAACUCAAACCAUUGAUAGAGUAAACAAACAAUUUAUUCUACGAAUUUGAAAAGUUUUAAAACUUCCUGUGGUUACAUUAACAAGGCUAGAUUAGGUUAGGUUUUGUUAAACAAAAUCGAUUCAUAAACAAUUCACUAAACCACUGCUUCCAAUUUUCAGGAUUUUCUGUCUAGAAUGCGACGCACGUGCCGACUGUGAUGCUUCACUAACGUCGAAACAUCCAUAUCUAAUAUCUUAAUACUCAAUAUCCUAGGGUCCUCUAAGACAAUGUCAAAAAUUCAAUUCAAAAUAGCGAUCAAAAGGCUUUUAAACUUUACUCUAAAGAGAAGAUGAGUUGGCGGGAAAGUUAAUAGGCCUGCAAUGCGUAUAAAAAUAGGCAUACAAUGCGUAUCUUCAUUUAAUUAAUUUUUUUUUAAUUUUACAACAUGAUACUUACAUUAACUACAUUAAGGUUCCAUUUAGGGGCCUUUCUACGUACAUUGUGUUACACUACGUACAUUGCGUUACACUACGUACAUUGCGUUACACUACUUACUUACAGUAUUCUUAAGAUACAAUUAAUAUUUAUGCUACUUACAUUGUUCUUCUUACACUACGUACAAUGUGAUAAUGCACACAUAUUAAGAGGCACAUUAUUUACACACAAAAAAAGAACCUUAUUCACAAAAAAUUAACAGUUACGAAAGACAAAAAGGCUAAAUUGUGGGUGAGAUAGAUAAGAGUAAGAGCUUGAAAAAAAAAACAAAAGUACGGCGUUUAGCAAAAAAUUGAUUUUCAGAGGCUUAAGAUCAGUGUAUGGAGAGUAAAAUAUAGCCUGUGAGCAGGGUCACAUUUGGAGCCCGCCCGCGAACUAUAUAGCAAUUAUUGUGCAUGAAGUAUUUUGUCCCACUUCUGUUGAAAUUUCUUCUGUAAAUCAGUCACGAUAGAUAUUUGUUUUUCAAUUUCUAAAUUAUAUUUCAGCUGUUGCGCAUAUUCUCUGAUAGAUGGAGAUAUGUUCUUAAAUUUACAGCAAUAAAUAUAAUACCUUGUGAGGAGCAAACAAUGGCUUACUAAAAUAUCAUCUUUUCUUUCCUCUAAAACCUAAACAUUCAUAGAUAUCCAAAACGUGCGGGGCUGUUAUCAAAUGAAAUGAAACGAAAAAACAAUGAACCCUUCCCCAAAAGGUUUUCCUUACCGAACAUUCCCAGAAAAGAUAGAUUAAUGUUUCCUUGUCUGUUUUGCACAAAUAAUUUAAUCAAUUUUGUUUAAAUGGAUAUGUUUCAUACAGAGUUAGACACUCAUACAAAGUGAAUGGAUUUUAUGAUCGGGAUCCACUUAGUAGGGGUUGCCCACUCACGAUUCGGUCAAUGAAUUUUAAGCAAAUGCAUUUUCUGUAAGUCUUUGUUUAAAUCACAUCUCUUAUUAUUUUCAUUUUAUAGUGAUCUAUCUUGCAUGGGUCUUGACUCGUUCACAUUUCUAGCUCUAAAUUUAGUAUUGUAAUCAGUAUCUAACUGAUCCAGUAGUCAAUUUGGAAAAAUUGAAAAUAGAAAAAGAGUGAUUCAGUGCAAAAAAAAAUCACAUGCAAUCCGUAAAUAAAUCACAUUGUCGAGAGCCAAUCGGAUUGCAAGGAGAAUCAGUGUUAUCAAAAAUGGAUAUGGUGCAAACCAUUUAUUUUCCUUAGGAGACAGCUGGCUUUGUAGGCUAACUCAAAAACUUCUAGAAAUACUUUCGAAGCCAAAAACGACUUAUUCUAUGCUCUCCAUUAGAUCAACCAACUUCAAACCCGUCUUGAAAACCUUCAGAGGGCAAAGGGUGCCUCAGAUGAACAACUUAAUCAGACACGAGCAGAAUGCAAAAAAUAUCAAGAAGAACUGGUAACGAUUAAGCACACUCUUGCGGAGAGAGACUGGGAGAAGGAGAAUCUCGCGCACGAGGUGACCUCGUGUAAGAACACCGCUAAUGUCUUACAAAAGGAAAAGGAGGAGUUGGAGAAAGAGUUUGCGAGUCUGCAGCAAGAGAUGGCGUCCAUGUCAACGGCAGUUAUUCAAAGAGCUACACUGGAGGAUAAUGAGCAACUCCUUGCUGCGAAACAAGAAGCUGCCCACUGGGAGGAGAGUUACAACUGUUUACUGCAAGAGAAGGAAAACUUUCAGAAUGAUUUAGUGGAGAUACAAGACAAACUCGCCAAUAUUCAGGCAGAAUACGAGAGGUCACAGAGGGAACUGAUGAGUUGCAGUAAAAAUUACAAAAUUAAGGCGAGUAAAAUGUAUUUUGUCUUGCGUUCUGCCACGACGCGUUAAUUCCAAUUGCAACAUUAAUCGUAGAGAAAAACGAAUGUCCUGUCUUAGCAGAGUAGGAACUACGAGGAACCUCAGAUGUAAUUUCGGAUGUCAAUUUGAGGAUAUUUUAUGAAAUUGUUUUUAAGAAAAUGAUCAAAAUAUAUGCUUACGGAAUAUUUCAGUGGAAUCACUUGAAUAAUUUUCCAAAAAAUUAGCAAAGUGCACUAUGAAACUCCUCAAAUAGUACGGUUCAUUUUUGCAGUUCCAGUCCAAUGAUUCUGGGCAAACUGUAUGCUUUCGCAGUGACGUAACCUUUUAUUCCUAACUCAGGUAUCAAAACUGGAGAUGCAGUUACAAAGCGCAACCAAACAGAGAGAAAAUUUCAAGGCACAGCUAAGUGAUUCGCGCGAUGAACUACGCCAAAACAAAGAUACACACUCUCUACUGCAGAAGAAACUCCUCGAGAUACAACAACAAGCUGACAACGCUAAGGAACAAUUUUUAGCUAAACAACGCCAAGUAGAAAAACUUGAAGUCGCCAACAAAGAUCUCGUGUCUAGGAUGGAAGAUUUAAAGGAGGAGAUGAAGAAACAGAGAAUGUCUUUGGAAUUGCAUGCCACGCAAAAAAAAGGUGUUGAAACAGAGUUGAACUUGUCGCAGUCAAAAGUUACCGAGUUGGAUACUGGUUUACAAUCAGUAAAAACUGAAAAAGAUGAUCUCCAGAGACAGCUAUUUGCUGUGUCAAGUAAGCUUACAACUACGGAAGAGACUAAUAGGAAGAUUCUUGAGAGAAUGAAAGAACUUGAAAUGGAGAAUUCGAAACUGCGCGAUACUGUUUCGGAACUAGAAUCAGAAAUAUUUGCUCAAGGAAGAAAAGUAUCACAGUUGGGACCUAGUUAUGCUCAGGCCCAAGAUGAUAACGAAAGGCUUAGUAUUAAACUUGAAGAAUCUUCAAUUAAAAUUAGCCAGCUGGAGUCCAGCUACGAAGCAGUAGUUAGCGAGAAAGAUGGACUACGGGAAGAGCUCACUUUAUCUGAACGACGAAUUACUGAGACAAGGUCUCUAUUACAGAAAACUGAAGAUGUUUGCAACGAGUUAGAAGAGAAGAUGGCAGCAAUGAAAAGUCAGAUGUUUAAGUGUGAAGGGCAAAGAGAAAGUCAGUCUAAACAGAAGGCAAACCUAAAAGCCGAGCUGGAGGAAGAGAGGUCCAAGGUCACAAAAUUAAAAGCAGAGCUUGCAAGAAUAAAAAGUCGUUAUGAUGAGUUUCAGAGAAACGCAGAUCUAAAGCUAAAGGAGUCCGGCAACAAAGAUAAAACUAUCGAGAAUUUGAGAGCCUCCGUGAUGGCGCACGAGCUGAAGACAGAAUCUCUACUCAGUGAGGUUACCAAACUCCAAGCACAGAUUGAGAUUACGGAGGAAGAGAAAAGAGAACUGCGAGAGGAGACUUUAGACGCGCAGAAAAGAGUCCGAGAUGCGGCUGCCGAAAACCGACAGACGUCCGAAGAGAACGAAAAAUUAAACCUUGAGGUUCAGUGGUUUUACAAAAGAUUAUCCGAGCUACAAGCCUCUUUCAACACAUGUGAGCAUGAAAAGUUCGAUUUCCAACACCAAACCAUGGCUUUACAGCAGAAGGUUAGUAGGCUGGAGGCUGAGAUCGACGAAUCUGUCAAGCAGCGCUCUGCGAGCGAAAUACGAAUCCAGGAAUGCACUGCCACACAUAAUGCUGUUACUCAAGAGAUAAAUUUACUUAAGAGUCAGCUGCUCGAGCAGCAGUCUGUCAACAGUGACCUCCGCAAGGAUAUAGCAGAAAAAGACGCACUGUCCAAACAGCUUCAAGAGGAAUUAAAUGUGCUUAACGUCGACUCCGACGCUUGCCAUAAAGAGCUGAAAAAUGUGAAGAACAUGCGGGAAAUGAGUGAAAAGGAGAAGAAAAUGUUACACGAUGACCUUUUGAGUAAACAGGAGGAGUACUCAAGAGCACAGGCCCUUUAUGAAGCAACGUUAAAACGUAAAGAGCAGUUAGAGGCAGAACUCAAUACAGCACAGAACCAGAUUGCGAACAUGGAAUUGUCUUUGAAGAGGUCUGCAGCCGCUGACAAGGCUAGAGAACUGGAUCACGAGCGAUCGAGGGCAAGUGAGCUUGCCAAACAAUUAGCAACAUAUAAAAGCAAAGUCAGCUCACUGGAGUCUCUGUCUGAGCUUACGAAGAACGACAUUCAAGGCGUCCUCGACGAAUUAGAAGAAGCAGAAAACAAGAUGUCUGUUUUGAAGCAAGAGCUGGAAGAGACGGUGGCAAAUAAAGAAGAACGAGAGCAAAAACUAAGCCUUUUGGAGAAACGGAACUCUGAGCUUGAACAAGAAGUUUUGAUGUGUCGACAAAUUAAAGAGAGAUCAGAAGAAGAACUUCAUCUUAUGAGAACGAGGAUCGCAAAAUAUGAAUCACAAAUCGAGACCAUUCAAGAUCAGAGAGCACAGCUCAAGGAACAACUUGAUGCAAACAGCGCUAAGCUUGUUUGUGAUAAAGAUCAAAUUAUGCGACUGGAGAGCCAGGUUAUCGAGGAAAAGAAGAUUAAAGAAACCGUUAACAAAGAGAUUGUCAGGAAAGAGCAGCUCGCGGACGAACUUCAAGUGAAAAUCAGAUCUACAGAAGCAGAAUUAGAGAAGGCAAAAAAUCGAACUUAUUACCAUAAAAGUGACAAAUGA
Molecule: messenger RNA, 7957 nt
Organism: Pocillopora meandrina
Lineage: Eukaryota; Metazoa; Cnidaria; Anthozoa; Scleractinia; Pocilloporidae
Source: the annotation of a GenBank genome assembly